AUGGAACAGGCUCCAGAGAAAAAAUUUCCCCUAAAUUCUAAAGAUUAUGAGUUAUAUGAGGAAGUUGGAGAAGGUGUUAGUGCUACUGUAUAUAGAGCCCAUUGUGUUCCACUUAAUGAGAUAGUAGCAAUCAAAGUUCUCGAUCUUGAAAAGUGCAAUAAUGACUUAGAUAACAUUCGACGAGAAGUGCAAACAAUGAUUUUGAUUGACCAUCCAAAUCUCUUACGGGCACACUGUUCCUUCACCGCUGGUCACAACCUAUGGGUCGUGAUGCCUUACAUGGCUGGUGGAUCUUGCUUACACAUAAUGAAAUCAGCUUAUCCGGAAGGCUUUGAGGAGCCCGUUAUUGCUACAUUAUUACGUGAGGUCCUCAAAGCUCUUGUGUAUCUUCACCACCAUGGACAUAUCCACCGAGACGUGAAGGCUGGGAACAUACUGCUAGACUGUGAUGGUUCUGUUAAAUUAGCAGAUUUCGGGGUUGCUGCUUGUAUGUAUGACACUGGUGACCGUCAACGGUCAAGGAAUACUUUUGUGGGAACCCCGUGCUGGAUGGCUCCUGAAGUCAUGCAACAAUUACAUGGAUAUGAUUUUAAAGCAGAUAUCUGGUCAUUUGGAAUAACUGCACUUGAACUUGCCCAUGGUCAUGCUCCAUUCUCCAAGUACCCGCCAAUGAAGGUUCUGCUAAUGACGCUUCAAAAUGCACCACCUGGGCUGGACUACGAGAGAGAUAAAAGAUUCUCCAAGUCAUUCAAAGAAAUGGUUGCUGCUUGCUUGGUUAAGGAUCCCAAAAAACGGCCCUCCUCCGAGAAGCUUUUGAAGCACGCAUUCUUUAAACAUGCGCGUUCCAAUGAAUAUUUAGAUCGUACUAUCCUUAAUGGUCUGAACCCUCUGGGAGAACGUUUUAGGGUUCUUAAGGCCAAAGAAGCUGAUAUGCUUGUUCAGAAUAAGGCAUCUUAUGAGGACAAGGAGCAGUUAUCACAGCAAGAAUACAUUCGCGGAGUCAGUGCUUGGAAUUUCAAUUUGGAGGAUCUGAAGAACCAAGCAGCCCUUAUUCAAGAUGAUUUUAUGUCAAAUUCAGAGGAUUCCAGUGUAAGCGGAAAGAACAUGGACGUACAGGAGGAGUCAUUCUCUGAGAAGGCUGAUCAUUCUAAAGAUGCAUCUCAGAUGGAGGACGAGCUCAAUGGCUUGAAUCAUUUGGAGGGUUCGCUGGCUGUAUUUCCUGAGAAACCUCUUCAGGCUCUCAAGGGUUUUUUUGAUGUUUGUGAAGAAGAUGAUGCUGGUACUACUGGUAGUCUAAGUUCAAGAGGAUCUGUCCAUUCAGAUUCUGAACAAACUCAACAUCAGUCAUCCACAAGUGCUGUGGGUCGAGAAGCUACAAGGAAUGACAGUGUGGAUUCUUCUCAAAGUGGCUCAUUCAUACCAUCAGCACUUUCGGGGCGUAAAAAAUUUCCCAGUGGCUCGCUAUUACAUGAUAAUGUUCUCUCUCCUAAAAAGCUCUUUGGUGAUGGAGAUAGGGAAUAUUUGCAACCAAGAUAUCAGUCGGAACGGAAUCAUAGUGGUCCGCUGCAGUAUCGCCAGAAAAAAGAUUUUAUUGCUGGUGACGAUACAUCCGAAGGUGCUAUAGUCGAACGUAGAGGACGUUUUAAGGUCACUUCAGGUGAUCUUAGCUCCAAGGUUCCUAUGAACAUGUUUAAUCCGGUUUCUAGUGGGUCAACUAGCCCGAUUACAUCAAAUGCUGCUUCAUUUCUCCCAUCAUUGCAGUGUAUCCUGCAGCAGAACACCGCACAAAGAGAAGAGCUAGUUAAGUUGAUAAAGCUUGUCGAACAAACUUCUGGCAAUGCUAGUGAGUCAACUGCGUCAGGAUCAAUUGAUCCUUUGCAGAGUACUGCCAGGGAGAGGGAGUUGCAUGCUCAAGUGAUUCAACUACAACAAAGCAUUGGGAGUCUUGUUGAAGAACUUCAGAGACUGAAGACUAAAAAUUCACAGUUGGAAAGAAAACUGAAUGCAAUACUUAAGCAAGAGGACAAGAUACGAGAAUAA
Molecule: messenger RNA, 2040 nt
Organism: Striga hermonthica
Lineage: Eukaryota; Viridiplantae; Streptophyta; Magnoliopsida; Lamiales; Orobanchaceae
Source: the annotation of a GenBank genome assembly